Zymoseptoria tritici IPO323 is the source of this 1159-nucleotide messenger RNA. RefSeq lists its product as uncharacterized. Gene Ontology annotation, biological process: translational initiation. NCBI's taxonomy places the organism in Eukaryota, Fungi, Ascomycota, Dothideomycetes, Mycosphaerellales, Mycosphaerellaceae. The coding region runs from base 59 to 817 and encodes 252 amino acids. Gene Ontology annotation, molecular function: RNA 7-methylguanosine cap binding; translation initiation factor activity. The transcript is spliced from 2 exons. Gene Ontology annotation, cellular component: eukaryotic translation initiation factor 4F complex; cytoplasm. The record is from RefSeq and is a predicted model, not a curated record.
UGCCUCGCUCGCUCGACACUGUCACUCACCUCUCACGCACCUUUCACAACCAAGAACCAUGGCUGAAGUCGCAAAGAACCCAUCCGAGCCUGUGGAUCUCAGCACCAUUCCUAUCUCACCUGACGGUGCCAUGACUGACGCCACGAAUGGCGCGACCAAUGGCGAGAAGAGUGCCAACAGCGGCGACGUCGUCACAGUCUUCGACGACCCUUCGAACUUCAAUGUCAAGCACCAGCUGCAGCACACGUGGACGCUGUGGUUCACCAAGCCACCGAGCGGCAAGCAGGACUGGAACGAGCUGCUCAAGGAAGUCAUCAGCUUCAACAGCGUUGAGGAGUUCUGGGGCAUCUACAACAACAUCACACCAGCAUCCGAGCUCGCGCAGAAGUCCGACUACCACCUCUUCAAGCAGGGCGUGCGACCAGAGUGGGAGGACCAGCAAAACAAGCACGGUGGACGCUGGGCAUACACUUACAAGGGCACAAAGGCCAGUGACGAGACCUGGCUCAACAUCAUGCUCGCCGCGAUUGGCGAGAUGCUCGAGGAUGAGAGCGACAACGAGGUGAUGGGAGUCGUGGUCAACAUCCGCAAGGCAUUCUGGCGUGUGGGUCUGUGGACCAGAACCGCUGGCCAGGCGCCCAAGGGCCGCAAGGAUGAGGCUGCGGAUCCGCUCGAGAGCCGUAAGCGUCUUGAACGUAUCGGCAAGAACUUCAAGGACGUGCUCGACCUGCAGCCAAACGAGGUGAUUGAGUUCAGCGGUCACGCUGAUUCUGCUCACACCGGUAGCAGCCGUGCGAAGGCCAAGUUCACCGUCUAGGACAGUACCUCUCUUCUGGAUAUGCAUGGCGUGCUGUGUAUGAUUACGGAUGACUGCGGAUCAUUUGCGACGGCGUUUCGGGGUGUAUCAUAGCUGAAGCGGCAUGGCUAUGUCGCAAGGGGAGUUGAGCAAGUGGCCUCCCGGGGGACCAAAAGAACGAUUUUACGAUGUGCAUAGUCACCCACUGGGUGCAUGAGCUCGGAUGGAACAGCUCGGGGAUACCCAGGACGCGAUAUGGAGUUUGUUAGAAGAGAGAUACUUACCAAAUGAGAAUCCCAGAACAAAAGAGGUAAUGAUUCGCCGACUGAGGAGUGCGGGCUUCUUUCUUCUACCUUUCUGCCG